Betta splendens (Siamese fighting fish) is the source of this 5045-nucleotide messenger RNA. It is a transcript of the gene opn7b, whose product is annotated as opsin 7, group member b. Gene Ontology annotation, cellular component: membrane. The transcript is spliced from 5 exons. Gene Ontology annotation, biological process: G protein-coupled receptor signaling pathway. The coding region runs from base 585 to 1967 and encodes 460 amino acids. The record is from RefSeq and is a predicted model, not a curated record. NCBI's taxonomy places the organism in Eukaryota, Metazoa, Chordata, Actinopteri, Anabantiformes, Osphronemidae. Gene Ontology annotation, molecular function: G protein-coupled receptor activity.
CCUGAGUGUGAGGGUUUCGCUCCAUGAUGACCGAGCCGGUGACUUUGCUCUACUUUAUUCCCUCUCGGCCCGUGUCACUUCUCUGCCUCGCUCUCCUUCUCAGUGUCUCUCUUGACUUCAUCCUCUCAGACAGGCUGUUAAUCCGUCCUGCCCUCGUCCUCCUGAGUCUGCUGAGAGGGCGGCCGACAGUAGAGAGAGAAGUGGGCAAUAACGUGAAUAAUCCAACAGGCAGCUUCAUCGCUCCGCGCUGACACACAAUAGCAUGAGAACUGUACUUCUAGGUCAGGCCGAGACAGUGUAGAGCAAAACCCCCAAGUGUUAGUCAUUGUACAGAAGUAAAAGAAUGAAGGAAAGAAAGGAAAUGUGGUUUUAAACCAAAAUGUGUUAGUUUGUCUAUUUUAGCGCCUGCUGAUUUUAUCAUUUACAACUUCUUACAUAUAGUUUCUGCUACAGUAACAUUUUAAUAGCGAGUUCACACAGAAUAACGGUAAUAAUGUGCACAGAAAGAAACCAAUGCUGAACAAACUGUAUAUUUUCGCUGGUAUCUCUUAUCUCAGCCACACUGAAUACAGCAGCAACAGGUGAUGCUGCGUAUGCAAAUGACCCGCCUGGUUGCCAUGGCGAAGAUAAUUAUGACACAACGUAUUCAAACAUCUCGCCUGAGCUUGAGUCUGCAGAGGUUCCAAAUUAUGGAAAUAUUUUUCAUGCUAAGAGUCACCGGCAGUUUGGUUUGGAGACAAUGCAACGACCUCCUGAUUGGAAUCCUCUACACGGUGUUUGGGGUGCUGUCGGUGCUGGGGAACGGGACCCUGCUCCUGGUGGUCUACAGGAAGAAGUCGUCCCUGAAGCCGGCAGAGUUCUUCGUGGUCAACCUGGCCGUCAGCGACCUCAGCAUGUCGGUGACGCUGUUCCCGCUGGCGAUCCCCUCGGCCUUCGCCCACAUGUGGCUCUUUAAUACCACCGCCUGCACGGUCUACGCCUUCUGUGGCGUCUUGUUCGGUCUGAGCAGUCUGACCAACCUCAUGGUUCUGUCCUGCGUCUGCUGGCUCAAGGUCUGCUGCCCAAACUACGGGAGCAAGUUCUCGCCCUGCCACGCCGCCCUGCUGGUGGCCGGGGUGUGGUGCUACGCCGGGGUCUUCGCCGUGGGCCCCCUGUGGGGCUGGGGGGGCUACGGCGAGGAGCCGUACGGCACGGCGUGCUGCAUCGACUGGCACGCGCCCGGCCGCGACUCCGCCGCCAUGAGCUACGUCGUGUGCCUCUUCUUCUUCUGCUACGUGGCGCCGUGCGCCGUCAUCUUCCUGUCCUACACCUUCAUCCUGCUGACGGUGCGCGGCUCCCGCCAGGCUGUGCAGCAGCACAUGUCCCCGCAGAACAAGACCACCAACGCCCACGCGCUCAUCAUAAAGGUGAGCACCAUCUCGGGCCCGUUCUUUGUUGCCGGCUGUGUGUCGAUGACUGUCGUGACUGUCCUGCAGCUCUCUGUGGCCGUCUGCAUCGGGUUCCUCACAGCGUGGAGCCCCUACGCCAUCGUGUCCAUGUGGGCGGCCUUUGGUAACUCGGCAGCGGUGCCGCCCAUGGCUUUCGCUAUGGCAGCCAUCUUUGCCAAGUCCUCCACCCUCUACAAUCCCGUCAUCUACCUGGUGUUCAAGCCCAACUUCCGCAAGUCCCUGUGCCGGGACGUGGCCCGGUGCCGGACGGCGCUCUGCGGGCGCCCGUGCGGCGGCGGCGGUGGCGCGGCGCAGAAGGGACCCUGCACGCGGGCGCAUCACAUGGACGAGUGCAACUCCACGCGUCUGUCCAACGGGCUGCCGGGCGACCACGGGACGUGCCGGCACUGCCCCGGCGCGGCCGCCGGCAGCAGGAGCCCGGCCGAGGCCCGGCCCCGGCGGGCGGCCAGCGUGCUGACGGCGCCGCGAGGCGAGGUCGUCAGCACGCUGUCCAACGAGCUGCAGAGCGACUUCCUCUGAGGCCUCGAAUGUGUGAUGCUGCCAAAAGACACGACCACAAACCGGAGAAACAAGCCAAACAUGCACCUAGCAUCUAUGAGGACGAAGACUCAAAACCUUUUGUGGGGCCUCUUGUUUCAUUCUCCAUAUUUGUCACAUUAAUACAUUGAUCUGAUUGGGUGCGUCGAUUUAAGAGCCAUGAGGUCACAUUUCAGAUGCAGAUCAAGUUGUUUGUAAAGUUGUAUAGUUUUAGUCAUGAUGCAGGAAAAGAAGGGAAGAUGAUGGAAGAUGUUUCCCACCGCUCGGUGACGGGUUCCCAUGGAGUCCGUUCUGUGAGCUGAAUGGAAUGUUUACGAGGAGAAAUGAAUUCUGCUUGUUUUUUGCUGCCCUGGGGUCCUGGUUAAAACCCACAGGAGGUCACCGCUGCAUGCGUUAUGACCGAUUUCAGCUUUGUGUGCAUCAAAGGGGUAUGUGUAUGUAUGUGUGUAUUUUUCUAAUGUGCCUCUGUGAAGUGAAUAUGUGCUUUCAUGGGCAGAAGUGCAAAUGUGCUGCUCCUGAGAGAAGCUAACAAUGUGUCAGCAGUUUCUCUCUGACGCACAAACAACAACAACAGAGGAAACACUGGAAUUAGUUUAUGAAGCAACUUUUAAGCCAUUACAACAACAGAGGAGAGACUGGCUCUGUGUGUGUAUAAAGGACUACAGACGAGGCCACUUGCCUUUGAAUUGGCCUCAGCACCUGCCAAAACUCAACCACUAAAACCUGCCCAGCGCGGGUGGUUGAGUUUAUCAGCGUCUAAUAAGCAGUUUCCCACUGGAAGCAUUUUGUUUGCCAUCACACUGAAGAACAAUGAAUUGUAAUUUAUAUUGGCCUCUGAUUGGAAGCCACCAUUGCCAUCGUUCUACUCAACCCAUUGUUAGCUCACGGCUCAGACCUGCGUUUGUACCUGCGGCCUCUCAUUCAUUGUAGUGAAGCUCUGCACUAAUGCUGACGACUCCAGGCUGAAACCUUGUCUCACUGUAACUCGCUCCACCAACAGUCUCCUGCACCGCUGGCCUGCAGACGAUCAAAGCAACCGCUGUUUAUUUUUAUUAAAUUAAAUGUAUGAAUAUGAUCAAAAUGCCAUAAAUAUUGUGUUUUAUCAUAUAUAUUUAUGAUGAUAUCAAAACUACUGUCUACAACAACUUUACAGAUGCAGGGUCUCGCUUCAUUACUUGAAUAUGAUUGUACAGUAUUUGCUGCUCUGAUGUGUUGAGGCCACUAGUUUGUUACUGAGCCAUAAUAUUUGAGGUUUGAUUAAAAAUGAUGAUUUGCUCUUCAUGCUGCUACCAAAGGUUCUGCUCACAUCUGGUUUUGGACACAUCUGCCCACUGAUAUGCUGGUUAGCAAUGAAAGAACUGGGUAGACGACUGUUGAAGCUCGUAUGCGUGUGUGUGUGUGUGUAUGUAGACACGUAACGCUUCCCCACAGUCUUAUUUUUGCUUUAAUGCAUUUGUAUGUGUCAGUCGUGACUUUGAUAGAGUUUAAUGAUCCAAUGGGCAGAUUGUUAUUGGCAGCUGCUACGUCUGAACUGCUGCUCAGAGGUUCAUCGUCCUAAAAAGCACAGACUGCAGUGUUUACAUUUAGUCAUGAAUGAUGAUGUUGUAUGAAACCAGGAGGAAACAUGCUGAAUGCUCAGGUGUUUUAUCGGGGUUAGAGUUUGGUUUGCAUCGUGUAAUGCAUGUCCAGAUGCCAUGUGUAAGAAAUGAUUCUAAAAGUGAAAAAAUAAAAAAAUAUGUGAAAUGAACCUGAAAAAAGAAAAGCUAUUUAAAAUUCUGUCUGUCUAUAUUUACCAUAAUCGUUCUAUUAUCACGUUAAUGUAACUCAAAUUUAUUUAGUUUUCCCUUCUUUUAACUCAAAUAGCAAAAUCUUUAACAUAUAAAGUCUCCAUAAAAUGACCAUUCAAGCUGACUAUUCCCACCAUGAUGUUGUUAGUUUAACACAGAAGAAGUUGAAAAAUGUAUUUCUUAGGUUGUUGCAUUUGCAUUUUCUUUGAAGGCAGCUCCGUCCACAGUAUCUCCCAAUUAAGCAUGGAAUGUAUUUGUGGCUCCUGUGGCUGAAUUUAAAUUGGAAAUCGUAGCUGGUGUUUGAUGCAAUUACAGGGACUUGGAUGAGCUGUUCACUACAAGCAAGCUUAAUUACUGAGACAUGACAGUGCUCCUGAAGCAGCUGCUGGCUGCAGCCAUCACCUGCUCACGCAUCAGGAAACCCCCCAUCAUCACCCGUUAAUCAUCGUCACUCUCUGAAUCACACCUGGUCACAAGCAUUUUGUGAAUCUGUUUGAGACAAGAGUCUGUGAAUUAGCAGCACAUCUUUAUGCACACCUGGUUAACUCAACUUCUACACUGGGUGGUGUUUAGUCAGCUCUCUGUAAGUCGGUGCUACGUCAUGUAAAUUAGAUGAAUGCGAACAGUUUUUCUUCAGGUUAGAAAAGCAAAUGCUUUGUCCUCCUAAAGGAAUGAUCCAUGUUACUAAUGUAAGUCUGACAGCAGCACCACACACUCAGUUUCUACCAUAUAUACAGUAUGAGGCUGAAUUUGGUGCUUUGUGUAUAUACUGUACAACAUGUGUAUGUAGAAAGGUCCGUAUACAUGAUUUUAAAUAUCAUUAUUAUUGUGAAGUCUCGGAUGCACUGUGGAAAAUGUUUACAUCUUUUGUUUAAAACAACUGUGUAAAAAAUGUUUAAUACUUUUAUUCAAAAGUACAUCAAAUGUCAAAAUUAAACUAAUAUUCAGUAUAUGUAUUUGUGUAUUGAUUUUUUUAAAUAAGCUUGAGGGCAGCUAAUACUAAUAGUUAAACCUACAUUUGUCCAAUAUGACGAGAACAGGGAGGUUUGAUCAUAUCACAGCUCUUCACUGGCUCCCGGUCAAGUUUAGGAUUGAUUUUAAGAUUUGAGCAGAAAAUUGUUGUCUUUUCAUCAGCUAAAAUGGAAAAUUACUUAUUUAUUACAUUUUUUUAUCCUUGUGUUGUUUAUCUGCUUGUUCAUGUGUAAAGCACUUUGUACACGUGUUUGAUAAGUGCUCUAUAAAUAAAGUUAUUACUAUUAUUAUUAUAAAUUAA